CUAGAUUGUUUCUGCAGUGUGUUUUGGGCCUUAGUCCAACAGUGGAACAGAGAGGUUUCAAAGGCGGGGAGAAGAGCCUCCUCCUCCUGCUGCUGCUGCUCCCUGCCCUGGACUCUCCUUCUUCCUGGAUUGGAAAACAGGCAGCAAAUUAAAGUUCAUCCUAAAAUGGCAGCCAAGCGCUUUCUGUGGCUGGGCACAAGAAGCGCUCCCCUUCAUUUCUGGGGCUGCAGCAGAGCAGCCCACUCAGGGGCUUCGGGCUCCCUAAAGAGGGAGUACGACGCCAUCGUCGUUGGGGCAGGACACAAUGGAUUAGUGGCUGCUGCCUACUUGCAAAAAGGGGGAUUAAAAACUGUGGUGCUGGAGAGAAGACACAUUGUGGGGGGUGCUGCAGUCACAGAGGAAAUCAUUCCAGGUUUUCAUUUCUCCAGAGCUUCUUACCUGCUCAGCCUCUUAAGACCCCAGAUUUACAAAGAGCUAGAGUUGAAGAGACAUGGCUUAAAAGUGCUGCUACGUGAUCCUUAUUCCUUCACCCCAAUGCUGGAGGAUGGCCAGGAUGGCAGAUCUCCCCGCUCCUUGCUGUUGGGAAACAACAUGGCUGAGACUCAGAAACAGAUUGCUCAGUUCUCUGUAAAAGAUGCUGAGGCCUUUCCCAAGUAUGAGACAUUCAUGAGCCGUUUAGUGUCUGCCAUAGAUCCUCUGCUUGAUACCUGCCCUGUGGAUUUGGCUGUGCUCAGCCAGGGCUCCCUGCUUCAACGGCUCAAAGCCUUGCAAGGCCUACGGACCCUGAUCCAUGCAGGCUUUACCCUGGGCAAAGAGCUCCCCCAAUAUUAUGAAGUCCUCACAGCCCCCAUUUCCAAGAUCUUGGAUUUCUGGUUUGAGUCGGAGCCCUUGAAAGCAACUCUGGCAACAGAUGCAGUGAUUGGUGCCAUGGCUAGUCCCCACACACCAGGUAGUGGAUAUGUGCUGCUGCACCAUGUAAUGGGCGAGCUAGAGGGGCGGCGGGGUGCCUGGGGUUAUGUGACUGGUGGCAUGGGAGCACUUUCCCAGGCCUUGGCCCGUGCUGCAACUGAACUUGGGGCUGAGAUCUUCACUGAGAAGGAGGUUGCCAAGAUCCUUCUGAGUUCUGAUAGAAAGGUGAAAGGUGUUUGCCUCAAGGAUGGAACUGAAGUGAAGAGCCUCUUGGUAUUAUCCAAUGCAUCUCCACAACUCACCUUUCUAGAAUUGACCCCCCAGGAGUUACUACCCCCAGAGUUUGUCCAGAGAAUCUCACAGUUUGACACACGUUCUCCAGUCACCAAGAUCAAUGUGGCUGUAGAUCAAUUGCCCAAUUUCCUAGCAGCUCCAAACAGCAAUGAUGGCCACCCUUCACCCCAUCAUCAAAGUUCCAUUCACCUCAACUGUGAAGACAUGCAUACUGUACACCAAGCCUUUGAGGAUGCCUCCCAUGGGAGGCCAUCUCACAGGCCCAUGAUUGAGCUGUGCAUUCCAUCUGCCCUUGACUCCACACUGGCUCCCCCAGGCUGCCACGUGAUCUCUCUCUUCACUCAGUACACUCCCUACAUGCUGGCUGGAGGGAAGCAAUGGAAUAACCAUGAACGUGAUGACUAUGCUGACCGAGUAUUUGACUGUGUUGAAGCUUACGCACCUGGUUUCAAGGCCUCCGUCAUCGGCAGGGAUGUUUUAACACCUCCAGACCUUGAACAGAUCUUUGGUCUACCUGGAGGGAAUAUAUUUCAUGGAGCUAUGUCGUUAGACCAGCUAUAUUUUGCCCGGCCAAUGCCCUCUUACUCUAGCUACCGGUCUCCAGUCCAAGGCCUGUACCUCUGUGGAAGUGGAGCACAUCCUGGAGGAGGCGUAAUGGGUGCUGUGGGUCGUAAUGCUGCUAGGACAGUCCUGGAGGAUUUCAAGAACUUGUGAGCCAGUAGGAACAUAUUUUGCUGCUCUGACGCAGGAAAAGAGACCCCACCAGUUUGCAUGCUAGUCAUUCCAGCACCUAGAAAUAAUCCUCCUGUGAAAUAUCUUUGAACUUGAUUUGAGAGAGACUUUUCAAAGGUUGCUAUCAUCAAGACUAGUUGUUCUCAAUAUGCCAGUUAGGGAAUGUUGCUGUGUAAUGUUCUUGCAGUCAGACACUAGCAGUCAGACAUUACUAAUGCUUUUGUUGUUGUCGUUGUGUGCCUUCAAGUAAUUUCUGAUUUAUAGCAAGAUUUGUUCAGAGGGAGUUUGUCUUUGCCCUCCUAGGAGAUUGAGAGAGUGUGACUUGCCCAAGGUCACCCAGUGGGUUUCCAUGACUAAGUGGGGAUUCAAAUCCUGGUCUCCAGAGUUUUAGUCCAAUGUGCAAACCACUAUACCAUGGUGGCUCUCAAACCAAUUUUACAGAUCCUUUAUUCUGUAUUAUCCUUUCUUAUCAGUACUCUUGAUUUAUAUUCAACAACCUGUUUUUUUCUCCUUGGCUUGGUUGGAGGAAAUCUCUUCCUCCUAUGAGAAGCAGAGGUGUGGGAAGAAUGAUGGGUAAGGUUAAAUCCUGUGUAGGACCUGCUUGUCAGCCAGUGGAACUGAGACCUGCUGGAUUCAGGGCUUUCUUCCAGAAGUCACAGCUAUGUUGCUGAAUUUGCAUAACAGGACAUCCUGGUUCCUGUUCAUCAACAUGCUUAAAGCAGGGGUGAGCAAAAUUCAGAUGUUGGACUGCAACUCUCAGCAUUCCUUAUUGUUGGUCAUACUGACUAGGAUUGCUGGGCAUUGCGGUCCCAGCUAGAUGUUUGCACUUUUUUCACUCCUCUCUUAAAACAGGCAUUUGGGAACCAUGGCUUGGAAAGCUGAACAAACUACGCUCUGUCUCUGAAUAUAAGCUUGAAGUCCAGACAUUUCAUGGUCUCCGGGAGCUCAGAAACAAGGCCAUUGUCUGACAGUAUCACCUUAGCAAAGGGAUCAGGAGAGUCUACUGCCAUUCAUGUCAUUUGACCUUGUGCUCCCUAUCCAAAGCUGGCCAUGCCUGACUGAGCCCCAGUCCAAAAGAGCCAUAUUUCUCACUAGCAAAGAGCAGCUGCUUGCAAACACCUCUCUGCAAUCUGACUGCAAAUCCAGCCUGGAGGUGGCUACAAGCCAAAUACCCUCUCUGGCAGGGCAUCUGUUGUGUUUUGCAGGCAGAACCAUCCUAUUCACAAAUCAGUUGAGCCGGUGUGCUUGGCUUUUGUCCAGUUCCGUUCCAUUGAAAUAAGUGGGAAUAAAUCAGCUUAAAUCUAAAUAGCACACUUUAAAUGGCAUGUGGACUGCAGCCAAAGAGUGUCAACACAGUAAGGAAAAUCAAUAACUAACUUUCCUCCGUAGCUAUGAUGGAUUGAUUUAAUGUGAAGCAAUGAUUGUAAAAUCAUUACCAACUGUAUACUUAGAAAAUAUGUAUCCAAAGAUUAAAGAGUUUUUAAAAAACUGAAAA
Molecule: messenger RNA, 3430 nt
Organism: Sceloporus undulatus (fence lizard)
Lineage: Eukaryota; Metazoa; Chordata; Lepidosauria; Squamata; Phrynosomatidae
Gene: PYROXD2
Product: pyridine nucleotide-disulphide oxidoreductase domain 2
Exons: 16
Coding region: 166-1917 (583 amino acids)
Molecular function (GO): oxidoreductase activity
Source: RefSeq, a predicted model, not a curated record